Messenger RNA from Nomia melanderi (Alkali bee), 6229 nucleotides. RefSeq names its product b(0,+)-type amino acid transporter 1. The record is from RefSeq and is a predicted model, not a curated record. Gene Ontology annotation, molecular function: L-amino acid transmembrane transporter activity. Gene Ontology annotation, biological process: amino acid transmembrane transport. NCBI's taxonomy places the organism in Eukaryota, Metazoa, Arthropoda, Insecta, Hymenoptera, Halictidae. Gene Ontology annotation, cellular component: membrane.
CUUGUUCCCCGUUGAAAAGAUUCGCGCGCUUUUCGAGCCUCGCCGGGUCGGUCACUUCAUUCAUAAGCACGGCUCGUUCUAGGGGCAAGGCUCUCGGUGCGACGACGAUCCUCGCCUCGGAACGCCUCGUUUUCACUCGCGGCUCCUCCGGUUCUCCACGGGCACCUCUCGAGUCGUCGCUCGCCAUCUGAAACAGUUGUUUAGUUUGAAUGAUCGAAUCGAUCGGGAAUCCGAUCGCGGUUCCGUGGCUUUUCAAAUAAACGUUCGAGCGCGAUUCGCAGAACGCGCGCCAAGACGCGUCUUUCAGGGGACUUUGAACAGUCCCGACGAAAUCUCAGCCGUCCGACCGCUCUCGACGCUGACGCAUUUUCAUAUCGUCCGACCGAUUCGCUGGAUGUAUUUUAAACGCGAGUCGAAAACAAGCGGAUAAAAUGUCCAUCUAACGAUCAAAACGCGCAGUAAAGCUGCCCGUUGGGGAGCGUACUGCGCGCACGUGUACUGUUUCAACUUGGCACCCCUAGUUGUUUACAUGCACGCCUAAUUGGCACCGAUAGAGGCGGCCGAGCGGAUCGGCCGAAAGCGAGGCGGUAUCUAGGCGAGAAGGGUUCAUUCAUUCGCCGUCCAGGGAGAAUCUCCUGCCGACGGUUAUGCAACCCGAGAGCGCCGCGACUCCCGAAAUUCACGAGCAGUUGCGUCAUCCCGCGAAACGAGGAGCUGGAGUUCGCCGAGUGCGUGCAACCCUCGGAACGCUCCGAGAAUAUCUGACCGUUUUCUAUUUGUCCGGCCCCAUCGACUCCUUCCGCGCGCGGCUAACGUGGAACCAGCCGAAGUCGGGGGCCGAAGUUCGUUGAUCCUUCGUCGAUACGUGGCCGUUCCUCGCGAUCACCGCGUAAGCGAGCGGAGUUCGAUUUCCGAGUCUCGUCAGCGAAUAUCAGCGGAAUGGCGAUUUUUCGCGAUUUCAAAUAACAACUUUCAAGAUUUCUAGAGAGAAAGACACUCUACUAUAUUUCGCGCGGUAACUAUUGGGUCGGCCGAAAGUCUUGUGUAAUUAAUCCUUUGUUCUCGGGAGGUGACUCUCAGUCACUCGAUUUGACAAAACUAAAAUCUGAUAUUUAAUGUUUAACAUUGUAUAGUGACCCGAUACAUGAAAUAUUGGAAUAUAGCUUUGUUCCCCAAUGCACUUGUGAUUUCUCUUUGAUAUUUCUAGCGAGAAACUGCCGAGUGCAAAGGGUCACUCGAUUUGACAAAACUAUAAAAUCUGAUAUGCAAUGUUUAACUUUGUACAAUGAUCCGAUACAUGAAACAUUGGAACAAAAUAGCUUUGUUCCCCUUUGAGUCAGUCUCAAAGAACGUCUUGUCGAAAAAUGUUAAAUAUUUCCAGAAACUGCCGAGUGCAAAGGGUUACUCGAUUUGAAAUUGCCACUUCGUUAAACUACUCGAUUGGCUCAGCGUUUCGCAUUUUACUCGAAAGCUUCCCAUUGUUUUUUAAUUGACUCGUCGACAAGAUUUGCACGUUAGAAUACAAGCGCCACGUUGAGGGGCGAAACGGCGAGGCUUUUUGGCGAAGCGAACGCGCCCCGGUUUGUUAUCAGGCGCAAGUUCGCGAUGGACGAGCCUCCGAUGCGAGUACAAGUUCGACACCGAUCGAAUUCUCUUCCCACGUUCGAGUUCGCGAGCUUAUUUUUAACGUUUCACAAUGGAUAUGUGCCGUACGAAGUGGCCGCAAAUAGAUGAACGUAACAGUCGUUCUCGGCGUACCGCUCGGUCGGACAGAGACAACGAUAAGCACGCUGGCGACGUCUACAGUUUAAGCCAAUUACAUUAUGUGUGUCUCUUGCACGCGAUUCUGUACGCGUGUUAAACUUCUGAAUGGUGUCCCGCCACUAUUCCCAUCGAGCUCGUUCGAUCGAGCAUCGGGUUCAGAAAUUUAUCGUUCGCACUUCACGCUGUAACCACCGAAAACUUACUGGAACUUCGACCGAGUUACAUUCCAGUCGAAUUUCUCGGAAAAUCGUUUGUAUCUCCUGUAAUCGGUCCGACUCGCGUGGUAGUUCCAACAUCGACGAACUCACUAUUUUCGUAAAUUCGAAAGACAGUGGUAGUUCCAUCGUGUUGCAGGUCGAAACCCGAUUCGAGAACUGAUUUCCACCGGUGUUCCUCGCGGAAAGUCUCGUCCGGAGUCUCGGGUAAAAAGGAAGAAACGUUGGGCCGAGUUAUAAGACAAUGGGAAACACAGCGAUCGAUAGGGUGAAACGAGAAGCAUCGAACAAUGCCACGCGGCUAUAAAUCGUCAGCUUUACACGGGUAAUUUCGCGGUUCGGCGUGGGAAGUGCAUUGAAUGCUCCUCGAGCGUACGCGCGCAUCGAGAGCGAAAGCUUGGAAAUAUCGUUCGAACGGAAAUUAAGUAUUUUUAAUCGCCGGUCGAUCCGCCUCGGAAAAUUCGGCCCCGCGAUCUCGCGUAGAGUUCUGCGCGUCCGUCGAUCGUCGAUCGGCACGCGUUUCAGCCGCUCGUUCGAGAUUCGCGAGACUCGGUCAAACAAAUUUAAGCCUCGAAACGCAAUCUAAUGUUCUUUUUACGAGCGACUUGACCUUCAUCUUGGAUCGGUCGGGAACACGCGCGAAGAUCGGUUUGUUUCACACGAACGAUAAAUUAAACCCAAUUGGAUCAUUACGAUGCUUCGUCGUAACGGGCAUUAACACGAUUCGAAACGAACGUUUCGCGGUUCUAAUUGAUGGAAGCGACGAGAAGAUCGAAGUUCCUCUCGUUCCUCUUGAAACCGUCGACGAUGAAUUCGAGUGGACACCGGUCUGCUCGAAGCGUCGAUCUUUAUCGGUGUGUUCGCGCGCAACAGAUUGACAUUCUUUUCGAAGGAAAGAUAUUGCCUGUCCUUGGUCAGAUAAUCGAAUAUAAAACUCGAGUGCUGACAAUACAACUAUCCUUCAUGGAUCCCGUCCGCUGGACUGCGAACGUCCGUGUUAGCAUAUCGCAUUACCGCUUCAAGGAAUUUUGCAACUUAAUUCGCGCUCGUCAUCGCGAGCGAGAACGAGCGGAGUUGGUGGCAAUCACUUUCUAUGCGCCGGCCGACAUCUUUGUUACUUGAAUCGUUUAAAACCAUUAGACUCGCCUUCCCCCUUACGCCCCUGGCAUCUAGAUUGCUCGACGAUAGAACGAAAUAUCGGUCGCGAUUGCUUUUAAACAAGACCGAAUCACGUUCCCGGUAUCCGAGCAACGUUGAAAAUUCGAACGAUCGAUCUCCCGCGGGUUCUUUCCUCUUUUUUCACUGCGUACGAGGGAUACCUCGAGGUAGACAAUAUUUUCGUAAAUGUCACACGGCGGUAAACCAUAUCGAAAUAGGUGGAAUCGAUAGUCCUCUAUCGGAAGGUCACCUUGAAGAAGAGACACCACGCCUUACGCGGCGCGGGGACUCGCAGGACUUUAAUUCGAGUAAAUACGACGCGUUAGGUGUCGCCUGCCAAACGCGUGCGCGAUCUCCUAAGGUUUCUUUCGCUUCUUAAUCGUUUCCGAAACAUCGGUCGUCUUCCCUUGUCUCGCCUUUUAGUCAUCGAUGCUCGGCAACAGUUUCGCUUGUACUUUCGUUUGGCACGCGACGAACGAUUAAAACGACGAUAAAACUGGCUAUCGAAUGGGCGCCGCUUCGUGCAAGCGUGUGCCGUCAUCGUAAAAAAGACGCAGAAACAAACUGCGUGCAACCGGAAAGCGCAAUUAUCGCGAGCGGAGAGGCUGCCUCGCGGUCGAGCCGAUACGCCGUGUGUAGCACGUAAAGAAGUAAUAAACUGUCCCGGUCACGAGGAAUCUUCUGGCAGCCGGCCAUGCGAACUAUUACGGUAACAGGAGCGUCUCAAAGAUAAUAAUAUAAUAAUGUUCGUCACGUGCCGGCGUAAAUACAAAUUCAACGAUUUGCAGCAUUUUAGAUGGCCCCCGAGUUCCCUCGAACUAUGCGACACGCCUUUCGUCGAGUCACGAGGGGUGAGCGGAGCGUCAUCGCGACGGAACGGGACGGUCGCGGUAUUUCGAGUCGCAAAUGGUUUUCGAAUUAACUGCCGGCGACAAUUAUUCGGUUGUUGUUCAUUGGGCUGCUCCUUCCUUCUCGAGACGUCGCGGAUAACGGCACCAGUGGAAAUUCAUCGAAUUAACUCGCGUUCCCGCGCGUUCGUUUCGAGGAUCUGCAGAAUAGAAAAGACAUUGUACAGGGGUAGUCAUUAAUGAGCGAAUCGAUCAUCUAGCGGAGUUGUUCUUAGUCGUCCGGGGUAGAGUUUGAUGAAUUAUGCACGAAGCUACCGUGGGACAUGAUCCACAGACGAGCAACGGCAAUCAGCCCCAGCAACAGAUACAAGGCAGUGGCGGCUGGAACGGGAUCUCCGAGGGGACGCUGGUAUCUCGAGCCAGAAGCAACGGCAACGGCGCCGGCAACGGGAACGGGAACGGCAACGGGGGCGGCAACGGCAACGCCAACAGCAACGGCUGGAACACCGUUGUCACGGCGCCUUUUCAGCAUCAACAACAACUACACGAACGGAAACAGAAAGAAGCUAAGUCUGGGGACCUGGGAGAUGAUGAAGACGGGGGUGGAGGGGGUGGAGGGCUGGAGGGGACGGACCCAGAGGAGAACAACUCUGUUCACCUCAAGAGACGGGUGGGACUCGUCAGUGGGGUGGCUCUAAUCGUUGGCACCAUGAUAGGUUCCGGGAUAUUCGUUUCGCCGUCAGGGCUUUUAGUUCGAACCGGCAGUAUCGGAAUCAGCUUCCUCGUAUGGACGGCCUGCGGAAUGUUGAGUCUGUGCGGCGCGUUGGCAUACGCCGAGCUGGGUACGAUGAACACGAGCAGCGGCGCCGAAUAUGCCUACUUCAUGGACGCGUUUGGUGCGCCGCCAGCUUUCCUCUUCUCGUGGGUUUCCACGCUGGUCCUGAAGCCUUCUCAGAUGGCCAUAAUAUGCCUGUCGUUCGCGCAGUACGCCGUCGAGGCGUUCGCGGCCGAUUGCGAUCCACCCGAGGAAGUCGUCAAGAUUGUCGCGCUCCUGGCAAUAAUACUUAUACUGCUGGUGAAUUGUUACAGCGUUAAUCUGGCCACAGGUGUGCAGAACGCGUUCACCGCGGCCAAAUUGAUCGCUAUACUUGUUGUAAUCGCCGGCGGUUCUUACAAGUUGAUACAGGGUAAUACGCAGCACCUGAAAGGCGCGUUCGACACGAUGGACGGCAAUACCGUGAACAUCGGCAGAUUGGCCACCGCCUUUUACACCGGCCUGUGGGCGUACGACGGAUGGAACAAUCUCAACUAUGUCACCGAGGAAAUCAAAGAUCCAUCCAAGAAUCUACCGCGUUCAAUUAUGAUCGGUAUACCUCUGGUCACGCUCUGUUACGCGCUGAUAAACGUCUCUUAUCUAGCCGUUAUGUCGCCGUCGGAAAUGAUCGAAAGCGAAGCCGUCGCAGUGACUUUUGGCAAUCGGAUUCUUGGCGUCAUGGCAUGGCUCAUGCCGCUCUCGGUUGCGAUCAGCACGUUCGGUUCCGCAAAUGGUACUCUCUUUGCAGCAGGUAGAUUAUGCUUCGCCGCGUCCCGCGAGGGUCAUUUGCUCGACUGUCUCAGUUAUGUGCACGUGCGACGCUUUACCCCCGCGCCAGGACUCAUCUUCCACUCCCUUGUUGCAGGAUCAAUGGUAUUGUCCGGAAACAUAGAUUCCUUGAUAGACUUCUUUUCGUUUACCGCUUGGAUCUUUUAUGGCGGAGCGAUGCUCGCUCUAUUGGUGAUGCGAAGGACCAGACCAAAUCAUCCACGACCAUACAAGUGUCCGCUGAUAAUACCUGUGCUCGUACUUGGAAUCUCUGCGUACCUGAUUGUAGCGCCAAUCAUUGAUAAGCCUCAAAUCGAGUACUUGUACGCGGCAGGGUUCAUAUUAGCGGGCAUGCUUGUCUACCUCCCAUUUGUUAAAUAUGGAUAUGUGCCCAAAUUUAUGGAAGGAGUGAAUGUCUUUCUUCAGAUGUUACUCGAGGUGGCACCAACGGCUGCAGCCUUUGACUGACUUUGAGGGAAUACGAGAAAAGGUUCUCUAUAUGCCAAAUCAUUCCAUUGCGGCAUCCUGAACCACAUAUGAAUAUAUAUUUUAGAUAUGCAUAUGCAAAAACGUGUAUCCUGUUAUUAAAGCUCAAGGCUGGCCCAAAUGAUUCAUAAACAUAUAAAGAAAAAUAUUAUUUUAUUACUCCUUAUUCUUCGUAU